This is a messenger RNA of Symsagittifera roscoffensis, 1215 nucleotides long. RefSeq lists its product as uncharacterized. The transcript is spliced from 3 exons. NCBI's taxonomy places the organism in Eukaryota, Metazoa, Xenacoelomorpha, Acoela, Convolutidae. The record is from RefSeq and is a predicted model, not a curated record. Bases 212 to 1198 code for a protein of 328 amino acids.
CAGAGAUGAAUUUCAAGUAGUCACAGAGAAAACGGCAAAUUUGUGGAAAAAAAUUGAUCAUUUUAUUGUUUGCAAACUCAACGUUGCAACGUGCAACUUAAAAAUACAAAGCAAUUAUUAAUUAAUUACCAAUUUUUGUAGUUGAUACAGACGUUGAAAAGAGAGAAUAUUUUUGCUGUUAUAUAAAAGCAUAUUUGAACAAACUAUAGAAAUGAACGAAAAUUCAGGCUUACAUGAGAGUCUGUCUUCAACGCAAUUACGCAGAACUGUAUCGCUUAUCCUAAUAUUGGCUUUCUUUUCCGUAAUUGGAGUGGGCCAAACAUUCGUACAACCAUUUCUGCCACAUGAACUGUCGGCCAGAGGAGUUCCAUCGGCCUUCAUAGGCGUCAUUUUCAGUGCUUACGACAUUGCAAACCUGGUAUCAUCAAUUUACCUUUUGUUCUUUUUCGUCAACUUCAAGCAACGAAAACUACUAUUUUGUCUCGGUGGAUUUAUCACCGCUGUUGCGGUUUUACUAUUCGGACAACUGCAAACAACUUUCACAGGCAUUUUUUAUAUUGCAGCAUGUAUGAUAGCACGUUUGGCGUGGGGGUGCGGAUACAGUAUUAUUUGGGCGACCGCUCCGCCACUAUUAAUGAGCCUCUUCCUUAAAUAUCCAGCCUUUACCGUGGCGAGUACUUUGAGCUCAGCAGUAUUAGGAGUUUUGAUAGACCGUGGAUCCGCAGGAGUUAUUUUCUGCUUUCCGGGAUUUAUGCUAAUUGCACUUUCGAUGUUUUCAAUAUCUCGGCUCGGUUCAGUGUCGAACCAGAGCAUAAGCCUGAUCAUUUUUGAAAUUCUGAUUGCCAUGUCUGGAAUUGGGGUUUAUUCCGUCACGAACUCUUCAAUUCCCAUCUUAAGACGAUUAGUUUCUAGUCAUGAAGAUAUUCCAAUAGUUUUAAUAGACACAUACGCGACAUUAACGUACACUCUAUGCACCGGUGUCGGCGUCAGUUUGGGUCAAAUUUUAGUCGGAGGACUAAUUUGCGGUCGCUUUGGGUUCGAAAAUGGCUGCUUAGCAAUAGCCAUCGCAAGUGCAAUGUCUGGGGCUGUAACUAUGGUCACUUUGACGAAGAAAGGAAUAUUAUUCGGAACUCAAAACCAUCUGGUCUACGAGUUAGAUCUGGAUAUCUCAGAAGACGGUGACUCUAUCAGCGCAUAAACUGUCUUUUAUGUAAU